AAUGGAUGAAAAUAUUAAAUGUGCCUGAUUAUUUUUCUGGUCGUAGGAAUAACCAUUUCUAGUUACAGAAAAAAAUUACAGAUUUUUUGGUUGCGUCUUACAUUUUAUAAAAAUAAAAACAUUUUGCUUCACCGCACGUCCGGCCCAUUACGGCUGUUAAGAAAACUUUCUAAGUCUUAAAAAGUUAUCGCUAUUUGAAUCUGUGGAGCGCAUGACAUUGACAGUUGAUUGACAGCUUGUCAUUCUUCUCGCGUAAUUCAUAACCUUUUGUGCUCUCAUCUGGUGAACUGGUUUCUUUGUAUUUAUGUGAUUAUUACGACUCGCUUCCCCACCCGGACCUCUGAUUUUGCCUGCUCCAACGACGACCUACACUUUUGAACCCCGGACCUGAUUUUGAUAGCAAUUUCGACGACCACUGCAACUGAAACUGGACUAUUAGUUUGGUACCGUGUUCAUCACCAUGAAUACAAACACUUAUAAACUAUAUAAAGAUCCUAAAACAUGCUUUAUACCAACGUGCUCCAAGACUGAUCUGAAAAACCCGGAUUUGAAGUUUUUUACUGUAAGAAAAGAGCUGAAACAACGUUGGUGUCAAUUGGUUGGCAGGAACUGUCCAAACCGAGCACUGUUUUGCUGUGCGGACCACUUAAAUUUUGAAGAAGAUUUGGAAAAUUAUGGACAAUGGAUCUCUGGUGCAAAGCCAAGACUAAAAAUAAAUGCCAUACUUAAGAAUUUUUCAAAAAAACCAUUGAGUGCAAUCAAUAAGAAUAUUGAAGAUCUUAAUCGGCCAUCAACUUCAAGUGCUGCUGACAAUGCUGGCAUGCAGGUCUCUGACAGUAUAGAUGCAGCUAUACAGUGUGAUAAAAGAAUAGGUGUUUCAAACAAGUUUGUUUUGGCCCAGCCGAAGACUCAAACCAUAGCUACUCAAUUCCGUGGGCGAAAAAUAAAAGAAAGUGUGAUGCCAUCACGAAUGAUGCAACUACCGAACACUGAGAAGAGUCCCAAUCAAUCACCAUCCUUGUUUGGGACAUCCAACUUCGACUCGUCUUCGAGUGCUCAACAAGAGGAUAUUGAAAAACGUGGCAGGGAGCACCUACUAAAAAUUAUUACUAACAAACCCAAAAUGUUUUUAGGUCUGCCAAAAAGCUUUUGGUGGAUUAUUAAUUUCAUUGCCCAGGAGUGCUCUUGUUUGGCAUUUCAUAUUAUCAUAUGUCUAUUUAAAUUAAAAAACAAUGACUCUUUUGCUAGGAUGAGUGAAGAAUUUCAAAUGGCCAGGUCAACCAUACGUUUAGUGUUUGAAAAGAACGUCGUAGUUUUGUCCACAUACUUUCAAAAUUGUAUAUAUUUACCACCACUAUCAGAAAUAAAAAAAAAUUUACCAUUAGCAUUUAAAAUCAGAUAUUCGAAUGUACAGUGUAUUAUAGACUGUUUCGAGAUUCAAAUAGAAAAACCCAGCGAUCCAGAGAAGCAGGCGCAGACUUGGUCGCAGUACAAAUCAUGCAACACGAUGAAAUAUUUGAUUGGCUGCACACCCGCUGGAUACAUUUCAUUCAUCUCACAGGGUUAUGGGGGACGUACAUCUGAUAAAGCCAUCACGGAGAACAGUGGCUUUGUUGAUGUACUUCCCCUAAAUGCGGUAAUCAUGGCCGAUCGUGGUUUUAAGGAGAUUGAAUCACUCUUAAUCACAAAAAAUGGAAAACUCUUAAGACCUCCUAGUGUCUUCGCCAAUCAAAAAAUGACAAAAAAAGACGUAAUUAAAACUAAAGUGAUUGCCAGUUUGAGGGUGCACGUUGAGCGUGUAAUUAGGAGAUUACGGGAAUUCCAUAUGUUAAAACCCCACUCUGUGGUUAAUAACAAACAUUUAAAAUAUUUGGACGACCUGGUCAUUAUAGCUUGCGGAUUAAGUAAUCUUCAGAAUCCAAUAAUAAAAGACGUUUGAUAAUAUUAUGUUGUUUUAUUUUAUCAUAUACCAUAGGUAACCUCGAGUAGUAGGCAGGUAUUUAAGUCCAGUUCCUAGGCCAUAUAUGUAGAGGGUAAGGCCAAAUUAGCCUCCAAAAAGCUUUGGGGUGCUUCGCUCAGGGUCGGCAACGCGCAUGUAAUGUCUCUGGUGUUGCAGGCGUCCAUAGGCUACGGUGACUGCUUACCAUCAGGCGGGCCGUAUGCUUGUAUGCCACCGUCGUGGUAUAAAAAAAAAAAAAAAAGAAGAUAGAUUUAUAGAUGAGACAGUAUUUCACACCGGCCCGCAGCUUUACAUGCUCAACAUUAAGGGUGUUAAAAUGAGUAAUAAUAAGGUCAAGACAAACAUAUUUAUUUAAAAUAAAUACAAAGUACAAAAUUAAUGUCAUGCUGUAGAUGCACUUUUUAAAAUUACAGGAUACACAUUCUCAUCCCAAAAUUUCUCUGCGUCUCUCAUCAAAUUAUCUAUAUAAUUUUUAUCAAAAUUAACAACAAUUGUCUCAAUUAAGCUGUUGCUUUCAAAUUUCGGGUCCGCCACACACAACAAACACUUAUUUUUGCCAGCCGCUAGCAUCUCUAAUUGCACUUGGCCCAUAAACUUAUUCGCAAUUUGCCCAUUCUUUAUAUAAUUUUUUUUAGUUUUCUCCGAAAUGGGACACUUAAUUUCGACCACAAAGUCAUCUCCAAUGCCAUCAGGUGAUGCUCCAAAAAUUCCAUCUAUAAUCAAAAAUCCACAUUCUUCUAUUUCUUUAUUUAUAUCAGUCUUUACUUUAUUCAGUACUCGUUUUUCUAGGAUUUUACCCCUUUUCAUGGACUUUGUUUCUGGUGCUUUGCACCCUCCUAGUAUUUCUUCAACAAGACUGCCAUGGGGUGUUUUGCAAUGAGCAAUUUCAUAAAUUUUUGAUCCUGUAAUUCGGCCUUGUCGAAUUGAAUGCCACUGCUUUGAGUUCACUUGGCCUACAGUGUCUUUCAUGAUUUUUUCUUUAUUUUCUAGCAUUAUUGCAUUGCUAAAUAUUUUAAAUUUGUUAAAAGUUGGCCUACUUUCCUUUUCUAAAAAAUCCACCAUCAUGUCAAAAAUACAAUAUUUUGAGUUCAUUUUCAUCGGUCUUUCAGGAUCAUAUACCAUGAGCAGGCUUUUACCACAACCAUGUUUGGUUGCUUCUUGUCGUAGUCUUUUCAGUACCAAAGGGUCCUUUGGCCCCCUUUCGGCGACUUCUCCUUUUGCCAAAUCUUUACACAUUAAUGGUUUGUCUAGAGCCCGUUUGAGGCUGGGUUUCGUCCAGUAACAUUGGAUACUGGUUGGUGAAGGUUCAGCACUUCGUUUUUGUAGCCAAUGUAAUACUACAACAGUAUGUUUACACCCACCUAAGAAAAAAGAACAUUUUAAACAUAUCUAUAAUAAAACUUGUACUAAUUGAGAACAUUCAAAAGCUCCACUUUUCUUGAAAUGACAGACUAAAUUGCAUGUGUCAUAUUAAUAUUUCAUGGUUAUAUCUGAUCAGAUUAGCAUAGGGUAAGAGGUAAGUUUUGGUUUUGACAGAAAGGGAACCACACGCAGGUCAAGUUGAGUGUAGUUUGUUCAAAAUAACUACAAAAUCAAUAAGGACAUGUUUAUAGCAAAACUUACCAGCCCCCGCUGCACAGUCACAUGAAGUAUCUAUAAUUGAUUCAUUUGCCUCUUCUAAAUGGACCAUCACAACAUAGUAUUUGCUUGUUAUUCUUUGUUCAGGAACAACUUUAGCUCUCACAUCACAAAGAUUCCCAGUCCGCUUUGUUUCAACAUAUCCAAUAGCAGUCUCAACAUAUGAUUCUCUUGAAGACCUUAAACAAACAAACAAUUAAGUGCUUUCUCCUUUUAUAACAAAAUAAGAUUAAUGUUACCAAUUUAAAGGAACCACAGACACUUUAAAGCAAAUUUAAAUAUGUGAUUACUUUGCUACAAAAUGAAAAAUGUCCAAAAUUUAUAUUGUUUUAAUUUGAAACAUUUUAUGAAAAAUGACCCAGGUCCCGCGUGUUAAUUUUUCGCUUGCCAGGUCAAUAUCAAGAUAAAGCGCGGUAAUGAGAUAGGGGUUAGGUUGAUACUUACGACAAAGCUUUGGCAUCUCUUAUUUCACCGGCAUUAUGUUUGUCGCUAUUCUUCAUAAACUCCAUAAGCAUAUAUGGGUCUACUUUUGGCAAAUUAGAUGAGUUUGCUCUAACAAAAGCAGCGGUAUCCAUGUUUGCAGAAUUCAAAUGCCAGGGGUCGUCGAAAUUGCUAUCAAAAUCAGGUCCGGGGUUCAAAAGCGAAGGUCGUCGUUGGAGCAGGCAAAAUCAGAGGUCCGGGUGGGGAAGCGAGUCGUAAUAAUCACAUAAAUACAAAAAAAACAGUUCACCAGAUGAGAGCACAAAAGGUUAUGAAUUCCGCGUGAAGAAUGACAAGCUGUCAAUCAACUGUCAAUGUCAUGCGCUCCACAGAUUCAAAUAGCGAUAACUUUUUAAGACUUAGAAAGUCUUCUUAACAGCCGUAAUGGGCCGGACGUGCGGUGAAGCAAAAUGUUUUUAUUUUUAUAAAAUGUAUGACGCAACCAAAAAAUCUGUAAUUUUUUUCUGUAACUAGAAAUGGUUAUUCCUACGACCAGAAAAAUAAUCAGGCACAUUUAAUAUUUUCAUCCAUUCCCCAUUAUGUUGUUAAUAACAAAAUAUGUAGUGAAUAAUUAUUAUUAGAUUAAGAAUGUCUCAAUUAAUAGAACUACGAAUAAUAACUGCGAGGGCAAAAAGUAACUACCUAGGCAGGUAGCUCAGAUUCGAAAUGUAUAAUUCAGUUCCACAAGGUCUAUGAAACCGUAAAACCGUAAAAACCGUUUUAAUUUAUUUGACGACCGGUUUGGCCUAGUGGGUAGUGACCCUGCCUACGAAGCUGAUGGUCCCGGGUCCAAAUCCUGGUAAGGGCAUAUUCGUGUGAUGAGCAUGGAUAUUUGUUCCUGAGUCAUGGGUGUUUUCUAUGUAUUUAAGUAUUUAUAAAUAUUUAUAUAUUAUAUAUAUCGUUGUCUAAGUACCCUCAAUACAAGCCUUAUUGAGCUUACUGUGGGACUUAGUCAAUUUGUGUAAUAAUGUCCUAUAAUAUUUAUUAUUAUUUUUUAUUUUAUUUUAUUAAUUUAUCACAAAAAAGUCACCCUUAAGGUAUAUAUGUUUCAAAAUGUUAAGAUAUGCUGUCAGUUUAAAAUGGGCUAAAUAAAAUACAUUGGAAUUUGUAUAUUAAAACGUAUUUAUAUAUUUUAUAUAGUAUGUAUAAUACAUAAUAUACAUAUAUUUCUUGGCUCAUAAUCCGUUAAGUCGUGGCGUUCGUUAUGGCGUUAAGUAAAUGCUUAUGCAAAGAUAUUAUUAUUACUGCUGGGGUAAAUGUGCCGAAACACAACCACUAGGUCCACUAGCCUACUUUUCGUCUGCAGCUGGUUGUUCAAUGAAAUGCAACGUAGUACAUAAUUAUGACUGUUAUUGUUUACUGGUAUGUAGGCACCUGAGUUCGACGCUUUUACCUUAAACCUAUGACUACUAGUAUAGCUAAAAGAAUUUAUUCUUUCAGUAAUAUGUAUUAAAAUUGCUAAAUACUUAAAAGUGGCGCCAUAUAAUAGAUCAAAGGCCGAAGGUAUGUGGUAUCGUUUCGGGUGAUUGCGCGACAACCUUAUGCCGAUGCCCGGUAAGAUGGCGCCACUUUUUGAUAAUUAACAAAUUUAACACAUAUCAGUGAAAGAAUAAGGAUCAAAGUCAAAUGGCGUUCUAAAAGUUUUAAUCAUGUGUCGAAAGAUGGCAGUAAAUUUACUGUACAUUUUCUUUGACAAUCCACCUCUAUUUCAAAUUCUCUUUGGUAAUAGGUACCGAAUAAAAACUAAACAUUUUCAAGGGCUUCGUUGUUAUAUCUGUUACCAGUUUUGCAAUAAAAUAAAUAAAAUUUAUAAAUGGCUUAUGUAAAUGUUACGUAGAAAACAUAUCAAAUGAGAUAAUUGAAGGUGUUCAUGAUAGUACAUAUAAUAUGUUAUUCACCUGCCCAUCACGAUGGCAUUCCUUAUUAUAAUAUCUUACUUACCUACAGAAAAAAAUGUGUCGAAGUUUAGACAAAGGUCCCACUUAGUCUCUUACCAUAAAGUCGAGAUUUGCUUGUAUCUUUAUACGAAUAACCUGACAAAGCGUCCUUAUGGCGAAAUAGGUGGACUUUCUGCUUGAAAACGACACAAUUAUAGUGAGCUCUGUUAUUGACAAGCGUAUCUUAAAGCCAAGGAUAGUUUUUUUAUCAGUUAUUAUUAAAUUUCACAUUUAUUUACAUUACAUACGUAAUUAGAUUUUUAAUUAUGACAUAUCAUUGUUAAAUUGAUAUACACAUAAUUUUAUUUCUAACUAGUCAACACACAUAAGGUUAAAUUUCAUGUUUGCUAGAUAUGUAGGAUAUAUAUGUACCUAUAUAAUAACUGAGGGACGGAAACCUGUGGUACCUACCAUUAUUAUAACUAGAUAACUGUUGAUAACUUUAUUUUUCGCAUGUUGUGAAUUGUUAUGUAUAUUCUGUGAUAUCUGAUCUGCUUGAAUGUAAUAUAGUUACCUAAUAAACAGUUAUCCUAUUUAAAAUAUAUUCAUAUCUUAUUAGUAAUAAAUGUAUGAGCAUUGGA
Messenger RNA from Cydia pomonella (codling moth), 6596 nucleotides. RefSeq lists its product as uncharacterized. NCBI's taxonomy places the organism in Eukaryota, Metazoa, Arthropoda, Insecta, Lepidoptera, Tortricidae. The record is from RefSeq and is a predicted model, not a curated record. The coding region runs from base 461 to 1939 and encodes 492 amino acids. The transcript has 3 exons.